This is a messenger RNA of Penicillium vulpinum, 738 nucleotides long. RefSeq lists its product as uncharacterized. Bases 1 to 738 code for a protein of 245 amino acids. The transcript has 3 exons. NCBI's taxonomy places the organism in Eukaryota, Fungi, Ascomycota, Eurotiomycetes, Eurotiales, Aspergillaceae. The record is from RefSeq and is a predicted model, not a curated record.
AUGGUCUCCACGCGACAUCAUCCCCGCGAAUUCCCCUCCCCUGGGGCCAUGAAAGAGCAGUCCAAGAUAUCUCCAGCUACCACCAGUGCCAAUUCACGCAAAUGGACCCAUACACCUGCUGCUGCACUGACAAUCUGGCUCAUCAUUUCAGUCCCCUUGGUCAUAUGGGACACAGGCUAUGUCUUGUUGCGACCGCAUAGCAUGCCCGGUGGAAGUCUGCACUCUCCCAUCUGGACACCUUAUGCGCUGUACGGAAAAGUCGACUAUAUCUACGGCUGGCCCGCUUUCAAUGCGCAUAAUGGCUUUACGGCUGCUCAGACUACUGUCAAUAUCCUCGAGACUAUCGGUUACAUAUACUACCUCUGGAUUGUCUACCACUAUGGAUCAACGGCUGUCAGAGGUAGCAGAUCGCAGAAAAGCUCUAAGGGAUUCAUCUGGUUGUUAAAGGGAGACAAGGUGGUCGCUGGGCGCAUUGGUGCCAUCGCGCUUCUGGUCGCCUACACCGCAUCUGUCAUGACCCUGAGCAAGACUAUCCUUUACUGGCUGAAUGAGAUCUUCUCUGGCUUCGAGAACAUCGGUCACAACGAUCCGCUCUCUCUCUUUCUCUGCUGGAUCCUUCCCAAUGGGAUGUGGCUUGUAUUUCCCAGCUAUAAUAUCUACAUUCUCGGAAGCGAGAUUUUGAAUUCGCUUGAGCUCGCGACACCACGCCAGAAGGUCGGACGCCCCAGAUCCACCUAA